ACGUAUUAAAUUUUUAAAUAAAUUCCGAUUUAUGUAUGAAAUUUUCAUUACAUAUUUAUGAUUAUAUGUUCUAUUUUGUAAUGUAUAUAAUACUGAAUUAUGUAUGGGGCAUCGAAUGCGCGGAUUUGGAUAGAUUCCCAAAAGGAAACGAAUAUAUUAACAAACUCGUCCUGACUACCGCACUACCGGUGAUUAGAUUAGUUCGAGACUGAAAUUAGACUUUUAUUCUUCCAUGAAAUCGUACCGAAAAUUCAGAAACACCCACUUUGCAGAUUCAAAAUGACUGGGAAUCCAAUUUUUACGUUCGUUUGGUGCGGAAUUUUUGCCAGUUUACAACCCGUCCAGUCGUUUAUAAUGCCAAAUCGAUUAAAUAACUUCAACGAUGUAAAAAUCAACGAAACCUUCGAUUUCAUCGUGAUCGGCUCGGGCCCAUCGGGCUCUGUCAUAGCUAACAGACUGUCGGAAGUACCGGAAUGGAAGGUACUGCUUAUAGAAGCCGGUGGAAUCGCCCUGCCCAUCGUCGAAGCCCCUGGAAUAUGCUCAGCUUUCCAGUUCACCAACUACGAUUGGGGCUAUCGCACCCAACAGCAAGACGGUUUCUGCUCGGGUUGCAUAAACAAGACGUUGAAGUACGCUCACGGUAAAGCUUUAGGCGGAUCGACUAUCAUCAAUUUUAUGAUCCACGUGAGAGGCAACAGAAGAGACUACGAUAGAUGGGAGGCGAUGGGAAACCCGGGUUGGUCCUACGAGGAGGUCCUGCCGUAUUUCCUGAAAUCCGAGGAUGCUCAUUUGGACAAAAGCGAUCCGGGUUACCAUAACUCCGGGGGUUAUUUGAGCGUUACCGACGUCCCGUACAGGACGAAACUGGUCGAUUACGUCGUCCAGGCGGCGCAGGAAGCCGGUUAUCCUUACGUGGACUACAACGGAAAGGAGCAAAUGGGGGUUUCUUAUGUCCAAGCGCAUCUCAGGAACGGGAGGCGGUGCAGCGCCGAUAAGGCUUUCCUGCGGCCGGUGAUGGACAGGAAGAAUCUUAAAAUUUUGACCAACAGUCGCGUGGUGAAGAUACUCAUCGAUCCCGUUACUAAAGAAACUUACGGGGUGAAAUUCGCAAAGAGGAAAAAGUACUAUUACGCUUUCGCGAAGAAGGAAGUGAUAUCGAGCGCUGGAGGACUCAAUUCCCCGCAGCUUCUGAUGCUAUCCGGCGUGGGACCCAAGGAUCAUUUGGAAGAAUUAGAUAUUCCCGUUUUGGCUGAUUUGCCAGUAGGGAAAAAGAUGUACGAUCAUUCAACGUUUCUGGGAAUAUUGUUCGAAAUCAACCAGAAGAUUGUGUUCGUUUACGACGAAGUCAUCACGAGUAUCAAGGAAAUUACCGAUUUCGCAGUAUUAGGGAAAGGACAAAUCACGAGCAUCGGAGGAGUGGAAGCUUUGUUGUAUUUUAAAAGCAACGUUUCCACUGAUCCUGAUCCUCUUUAUCCCGACAUGGAGUUCAUCGUAUUAGGUGCGAGUAUAUCAGCAGACAACGGAGUUAUAAUGAGGAAGAUGUUUAACAUCCCCAUCGAAACUUAUAACAAAAUAUGGAAAAAAUACGAAACCACCCCAGCGUAUCAAAUUAUGCCGAUGUUGGUGCACCCUCGGUCCGUAGGAUAUAUAAAAUUAAAAUCGAAAAAUCCAUUCCACUGGCCGAAGAGCUACGCCAAUUUCUUCUCCGACCCGGAAAAUCACGAUAUCAAAACCUACAUAGCCGCCAUUAGGGAGAUGCAACGGUUGAACAGGACUCCCACCAUGCGAAAAUUGGGCGCCACUCUAAUUACCAUUCCGAUACCGGGUGAGUAGACACUCAAAUCACUUUUCGAUCUAGUGCGGUGCAAUCAAAGUCAGUCAAACAUCAAAUUCGAAUCGUAACGCACGCCCGCGCGUCGGCUUCCAAUUUUUUUCAUAAUUUUCCCUUUCGAUCGAUCGAAAACCAUGCCGAAGAGAGGCAGGAGCCACUGCGUAGAUCCCCCGGAUAAUGUCACCCCGCCGCCCGUGUAUUACCCCACGUACAACGAUUACGCCGUUUGUUUACCGCCCACUUGCCAGCCCGGCAGAGGCUGUUGUUACUAUUAUCCCCCGGGAUGCUGCUAGAAGACCCCAGAAAUUAUGAAAGAAGUUGGAGAGCGCGCUUCAUUUUAUCUUAAGAUGUAACCGAAAUAAACUCAUAUGCAACCGACUGACUUGUAGUUACGUAGGCUAGGAAACUCGAUAACUAAUCGCGAUUAGCUUGGUGAUAACGUUGCUAUUUACCAUAAAAGUCAAACCGUAAAAUUCAUUCGAAAAUCACCCAUCACAUUUCCAACUUAUUUUAUCAUCCGUUCAUCGAUAUGCCCAAAAGAGGUAGGAGCCAUUGCGUGGAUCCUCCGGAUCAAACCAGGCCGCCUCCUCUGCCCUGCCCGCCCCUGUACAAUCAGCUUUGCAUCACCUACGCCAUACCGCCUGCACCGGCGCCCUGCUUCCCCUGCUACGAACAUUUCUGCUACUAUUACGGGUGAGGGUGGAAGUUCGCGAGCAGAAGCGAUGGGAGUUUCGUAAAGUAGGUUGGAGAAUGAGCAUUAAGUAAACAAGCAUUAUUAUAAACAGUAACUUUUGUGAUAUUAAAAAUUGCUAAAGUA
Messenger RNA from Phyllotreta striolata, 2648 nucleotides. The record is from the annotation of a GenBank genome assembly. NCBI's taxonomy places the organism in Eukaryota, Metazoa, Arthropoda, Insecta, Coleoptera, Chrysomelidae.